AUGACGGCAAGUCCGAAUUCGUUUGCUUCGUCAGUUGCCAAAGCAUCUUGGAGCAGCAUCGAAUCUUCGUGGCAGGUGCUCAGUGAUGCGGCUCGGGCGGCCAAACCAUCAGGGACUUGCAAGGAUAUCCCGCUCGACUACAAGGACAUCGAUUGGGCACAGAUGUACGGGUGGGAGAAAAUGUCCGUCCAGUUGGAGUCCUUCAAAGUCGAUGUGUUGAAGGAGUCUGGUCACCCAUGCGAGCGGAUCGAAAAGAUUACCAGCGACGUGCAAGAGGUGCGCAUUGCGCCUAAGCCGUUCGGGAAAGGCGCGAUGCGUUACGCAUACGCAAUGUGGAAUGACACGAUGAAGUCGAAAUUGGUCGCAAAAGUUUAUAUGUGCACUAGUCCCAAGUACUGCUCCAAGGACGUCUACGAGGGCGACAUGAUGUCGCAAGCUUUCGCAAAGUACAUGGCGAACGAGUUCAAUAAGAAAGUUAAGAAUCCACUCCAGUUUGUCCAGGCGCAGCUCCUCAGCGUGGUGUCUGCCAGCUCGCGCCAGGAGGGCAGCGUGAUGUGCGUCGAGCCCUACAUGCCGGGAAAGUACGUCAAGCAGACGAACAACAGCAAUUACGUGGGCAAGGACUCCGAGCUCGCUCAGGCUUUCAGCCACUUCACCUGGCACUAUUCUGGCGGAGAUAUGAUGGUGACAGACAUCCAGGGGGUUCGGGGCACCCUCACUGAUCCGCAGAUCCACUGCGCAAAGAACGUGUUCGGCCGCGGAAAUCUUGGCACGGAGGGCAUGGAUGCAUUCUUCAUGGUGCACAAGUGCGGAGAGACGUGCAAGCACCUGCGUCUGAAGGAGAACCCUCUGCAAUUGCCUGGAGAGAACGAGGUCCCGCCCGGCUUCUAUGCCCGCACCGCUCCUGGCAAUCUGGCCUCGAGCGCCUAUACGAUCCGAAAGACAGCCGCCGAGGCUUUGACAAGCGAGUCGGAGGACGCUGACUGGAUUGCGGGCUUGAGGCUGGCCUGGCCUAAGAGUGGGUCGGGGGAGCCAGUGGUCAUCGACGUACAUGGGGAGGUCCUUGUCCAUGUCAUCGAGGAGGAACCGGAGUCUGGGGGGGGAUACUCGUGGCAGGCCAGGGUGGCACGUCUCCGGACCUUAGGCCAGGUGCCCGAUGGAGAAAUGCUCGAGCUGCGCAGGCGCGGAAGUCCUCGGCGUCCUCGGCGUACCGCGAGUGAGAAAGUUCUUGAAGUGGGGUUCUCGCUGAUCUACGUGGGCCAAGUUUACAUCAAGAACUUGACUCGCCUGGAUAUACUCCAGCUCCUUGCUGAGUACAGGGAGAACGUAGGGAAUUGCUCGCUGGUGUUCGCCCACGGGGAUAGGAUCUCAACGCUAAAGCGUUUCAAACACCUCUUGCACAAGCCUGGAAAGGCAGCUUUCGGCGAUGAGCUUGAUGUCAGCAGUGACGGGCAGAAGUAUUCCAAGAGCAAAGGUGUUGAGGAUGAUGCGGAUUGUUUUCAGUGGUUGUGUGGGGGCAAGUGCGGCUCAUACGUCACCCGUCGAAAGGACCAGUACAAAGCAUCUCACGUGAUCCCAAGCGAAGUAUUCUGCCGCAAGUGCACGCUGAAGGUCAACAAAUCAUGGCGUGGUAAACAGUGUGCCACUCCAGACUGCCAAUUUCUCGUGACGUAUCGCGAGUUCGUGUGUACCUUGCACGGUGUACGUGAGCCAGACUUUUGCAAGCGAUGCGACACGGGUCUUGAUCGGCCGAUUCAGGGGCUUCGCGUCUCCACGUGGCGCCGUAAGAAGUGCGAGCAGUGCAAGAGCCGGAUCGACUACACCACGGAUGGCCCACCGCCGCCUGCAGUGUGCGAGGAUUGUACGUGGGCGGGGCAAGACGAUCCCGAGCCAGAGGACCUGGACACCGGUGACGAAAAAUUGGAGAAGGAGGACGAGAAGGAGUGGGAGGUGAUGGACUAUACGAAGUGGAAGCAGCACGAGAAGGCUGUUCAGAAGACACCCCAAAUGACCAAGACAUGCAGCCAAUGCAAUAAGGAUUUUCUUGCGUCAGCGGCUGUUGAGUACCAGUGCCAGACCGGCAAUCAUAAAUUCAUAAUUUGUGAAAGUGCUGCAUGCCAGCGUGCUUUGGCCAAGCUGGGCGAGGAUCUUUGCAAGCAGAGUGGAAAGGCGGGCAAAAAACACUUGGACUUCGCCAAGCAUCGUGGCAAGUACUGUUGCCCUAGGUGCAUGUUGGUCCUCACGGAGAUCUGA
Prorocentrum cordatum is the source of this 2253-nucleotide messenger RNA. The record is from the annotation of a GenBank genome assembly. Lineage: Eukaryota; Dinophyceae; Prorocentrales; Prorocentraceae.